AUGGCGGCGUCCUCUGGACAGUUGAAAUUCAAAUGGAUAUUGAUUGCAUGCUUGUGUAUGACUGAAAAAGGUAUCCUUGGUUCGUCACUCUACGACACAGGUUCCCAAACGUUAAAGGCUUCCGUCAAGAAGAAGGCCAGGAUUGACCUUCCUGAUGGCAAGGCUUUCUCCUUCUAUGGCGGCAGCUACUCCAGCAUAUGGUUGACAACGGAUGGAUUUUUAUCAUUUGACGAAAGAGCUGAGUAUGGAAAUUUUAACUUUAGCACUGGUGACGUUACUCCGUCUUAUGAUUACCCUUUCAUUGCUCCAUUCUAUCACUCUGGAGAAGCCCUGGACUCUCACACUGGAGGUGGCACUAUCUUCUACAGGACACUUAACACGUCUCACGACAGUGCGGAACUCAGUAUGUUCGGUACAAAUAUAUCUAAUGCUGUGGUAGGAGUUCAGAAUUUUCAGCCAGUAGGAGGUAUCAUUGUCACAUGGCAAAAUGUGGCAGACGCCAUUGACAUAGGACUUGGAUGUGGUACGUCUCCGCAACCACAAUGCAAGACAAGCACUUUUCAAGCCGCCAUUCUUACAGACGAAAACAGCUCUACUUUUGUCAUUUUUAAUUAUGGACAUAUGGAUAUUGCUAUAAGAAAGUUUUACCAAAGUGGGUUUAAUGCAGGAUAUGGUGGUGAAUGGACAACAGCCAUACCUCAAUCAGAACUUAACCGUGCACAAAACCUGAAAGGAAGUGACGUAACUGGGCGGUAUUACUUUAGGGUUGGUUCUGACAGGAUAGUUAGAGGAGGAUGUCGUGACAUAUCUUUGCAAAAUGAUGGUGUUAGCCUAGAGAUGUCGCCCAAUUUUGGCGGGAUGUUUGGUGGACAGACGAUAGAAAUGUCGGGUUCCUGUCUGGGUUUGAAUGAGAACAUCACAUGUGCUUUCGGCAAUCCCCCAGUGAUCUCAUCCGGCAUCUUCAUCAAUUCAAUGAAGAUAAAAUGCAGCGUGCCGAGACUUUUGGUUAGGGGACGUGUCGUUGUCUCGAUGAGGCAUGGUAACGGCAGAGUUUAUACCGGGAUUAUAACAAUAGUGGGUUCCGGACGGAUGAGGGACACGCUCCAGUCAAUUGAAAUACCUGGAGCAGGCUGGAACACUACAGAUGCUAGUAAACUUACGAUGAGCUGGAACUCGAGUCUUCUCUCACCGCAGCGAAACGACCUGGUCACCAUCAAACUCAUCGGCUACAGGGAAACUGGAACAAAGGCAGAGUGGGUAGACCUGGCUGUCCUUGGCUCAGGCCCAAACGUCCUCAACAACGGAGUGUAUACAUUCAACACACGUGACCACAGAUGUUCGGGAGACCUUUGUAAGGUGGAGACGGGUCUGGUGGAGGUACGACUGGUGGACCCUAGCAGGGCCAGAUCUCACCUUUUCCUCGUGAGUCGUGAGUUACCCCUCGGAUGGUUUGUUAAUGAUGAUAUGGUACAGAGAUACGGCAGCCAGUGGCCACAUGACAAGUGCAUGUCGUGGUACAACAAUGACCGCAUGGACAUGUCUUGGUUGCAAAGCCUACCUUACUGUCCCUGUAAUCUAGGUCAGGCCCUGGUAGACUUCGGUCGAUUCCAAACUGACCCAGGGUGUGACAUGUUUAGUGGAAGUAGAUGUACUUACCAUAUCGGAGCAGUCCAUUGUGUGCGAGCUGUUCAACCAACGGUUGAAGGAUCGGGGAACCAAUGCUGUUACGGUCCCGAUGGGGCUUUGCGUUAUGCGGCUGAUACGUUCCAGGGGAGUACUCCCGACAAGAGUCAUGCAUGGGGAUCGUUCCCCUAUGGUCGGGCAGAUCUGGUUCCCAGCAUGUCCCACUGGGUUAAGGAUGUGGUGACUUUUUAUUACUGUUGUCUGUGGACGAAUUAUGCCGACUGUGAUUACUACAUGGACCAAAGAGCCACGCGGGACUGUAGUGGGUACACACCUCCGAGAGCAGCUGCCAUAUUUGGACAAGGGCAUGUGGAGACUCUGGACCACCGUCAUUAUCGUGUUUUUGGUGCGGGUGAUUUUAAACUCCUGGAAUCGCCGUACGCGAAUAUAACUAUACAGGGCAGGUUCUCCAGAAACUAUAUGGACAUCUUAAGACAAAAGACAUACACGACCCUAAACUCGUCUGUGGUUCUGACCAGUGUUGGUAUAGAAGUAGGUCAUGAGAGAGUGGAGAUCAAACUAGACCGCAACAAUCCACGACGCUUGCUCAAUGUCCUCGUUAACAACACUUUCCAGUUUUUCGACUCAGAACCCGUUUACAUGCAACAAUUCUCACAGGUGACCAUUGUAAACUCACCCGAUAAACCAGGGAACGUCAACUCCAACUUCACCGUGAUUCUGAAGAACGGUAUGGGUGUCCAGGUGGUGGCUUCGUCUGGUCUCAUCAAUGCAUUCGUGAUGGUCCCCUACACAAUGAAGGGACUGGUGCGAGGACUUUUGGGAACGUGGAAUGAUAACGGUACUGAUGACUUUACGUCUAGAGAUACCAACCAGGUCGUACCUAUGACGAACAACCCAACAUUCUACAACCAGUUCACUUACUCCUGGCGUGUAAAUAACACUGAAGACUCCAUACUCCCUCAUUACGUGUCCCCUGUAACUCCCUCCGACCUCAGAGACAGCUUCCCAUCGACGUCUUCGACAAUACGUAGAUUAUGCAAUGGUCAAGAAAGCUGCGAGUUUGACUAUCAGCAACUCAGAUUAACAACACAGGCUGAAAAAACCAAGAUGGCCGCCGAAUGGGUUGGAGAGAUGCAACUACUUCUUACCCCAGUGCGAUCAUGUGGCCUCCUAAACGUGCCCCGUAGUACCAAAAGCAAUUACAACUACAGUCUGGGCAGCACUGUAACAGUGACAGGUUGUAGGACUGGUGAAUUACAGGGAGAGUCAUCGUACACCUGUGAGGCAACCUCUAACUUAUCCCAGGCCUGGAGUCCGAGUGUCUCCGCCGUCUGUACAAAUGUGCCCUUGGACGAGGCUGAUGUCGGAAUGAUCGUUGGUAUUGUCUUGGCUAUCGUAGCAAUUCUGCUGGUAGCUGUCAUUAUUGCUAUUAUCUUUAGACGCCGGACUCGUAAAGACAAGAGUCCGAGUGUACCGGAGGAUGGAGGAAAUUAUUCAACUGAUAAGUCUAACCCGAUCUCCUCUGGGCAGUAUGACGCUCGUUAUUCAGAGGUGAAGUUAAGAGAUGAUGACGGCGCAACGAGGGAGAAACGUGCCAAGGACAAGGAUUUCGACAUGUAA
Molecule: messenger RNA, 3264 nt
Organism: Ylistrum balloti
Lineage: Eukaryota; Metazoa; Mollusca; Bivalvia; Pectinida; Pectinidae
Product: sushi domain-containing protein 2-like
Exons: 19
Coding region: 1-3264 (1087 amino acids)
Biological process (GO): cell-matrix adhesion
Source: RefSeq, a predicted model, not a curated record